Messenger RNA from Solanum tuberosum (potato), 1580 nucleotides. RefSeq names its product lipase-like. The transcript has 10 exons. Bases 240 to 1295 code for a protein of 351 amino acids. NCBI's taxonomy places the organism in Eukaryota, Viridiplantae, Streptophyta, Magnoliopsida, Solanales, Solanaceae. The record is from RefSeq and is a predicted model, not a curated record. Gene Ontology annotation, biological process: lipid metabolic process.
AAGACGCAAACAUUCUAUGGUUUUACCACCGCAUCACGUCUUUCUACGAACCCGACUUGGAAAUCUUUAUUUUUUUUGGUUUUUCCUUCUCUUAAAUUAUAUAUAAAGUAGAGAGGAAAUCCAGGAGUGCACGAAAAGCACCCAUCGCCUACUGGGUCUAAAUAAUUGUCCUUGUUGACCCUUCUUCCUCGUUCUUUCUCCGCUCUAAUCUACUCCCUGAAUUUUUCUCCGUAUAGGUUAUGGAGGGAAGAAUUUUGUUAAAGGGUGUUAUAAUUAUGAGCUUAAUUGCCUGUUCAACUGCUAGAGAACUCAAAGUGAAGGAUCAAGGGACAAUCUACAAUCACACUCUUGCCACCAUAUUGGUGGAAUAUGCUGCAUCGGUCUAUGUGUCGGAUUUGACAGAACUAAUUACUUGGACAUGCCCAAAAUGUAAUGAUUUGACGAAGGGGUUUCAAAUUUUAGAGCUCAUUGUUGAUGUGAAGCGAUGUCUACAGGCAUUUGUGGGGGUGGCUCCAGAUAUUAAUGCCAUUGUAAUUGCUUUCCGAGGCACUCAGGGAACCAGCAUACAGAAUUGGAUAGCAGAUCUAUACUGGAAGCAGCUUGAUAUAGAAUAUCCUGGAAUGGAAGAUGCAAUGGUGCAUCAUGGAUUUUAUUCUGCUUACCACAACACAACAUUACGCCCUGGAGUGCUAAGUGCUGUUGAAAGUGCAAAAGAACAGUAUGGAGACAUUCCCAUUAUGGUGACAGGACAUUCAAUGGGAGGGGCCAUGGCUGCUUUUUGUGGAUUGGAUCUCACAGUAAAUUAUGGCUCGCGGAAUGUUUCAGUUAUGACAUUUGGACAACCUCGAAUCGGGAAUGCUGCUUUUGCGUCCUACUAUAGCAAAUGGGUGCCAAAUACAAUUCGGGUCACACAUGAACAUGAUAUUGUCCCUCAUUUGCCCCCAUACUAUUACUAUUUCCCUCAGAAAACUUAUCAUCAUUUUCCUAGGGAGGUGUGGCUCCAUAACCUAGGCUUUGGACUUCUUUCUUAUACAGUUGAAAAGGUCUGUGAUGAUUCUGGGGAAGACCCUUCUUGUAGCAGGUCAGUAGCUGGUAGAAGUAUUAAGGAUCAUCUGACGUAUUAUGGUGUAAGAUUGGGAGGUGAAGAAUCAGGAUUCUGCAAAAUUGUGAUGGAUGAUCGUCUUGCUGCAUAUGGCAAAGUUGAUGUUGAUGGAAAUGUCAAUCUAUCCAGAGAUUUUUCUGCUUCUGUUUUGGGGAUGAAUGUUGAAUCUAAUGAGGAAAGGCGGUCAAUAUAGAGGUUUUCUGGGAUUAUUUUCUUGCCUUUUGGGGAGGUGAAUAUAGGUCCCUGGUAAGGCUAAAUUUGAGCUGUAUCCCAAUCAAUUGUGCAGUUUGGUCAUACACUGGGGAGAUCAUGUAUUUUUAGUUUUUUUUUUUUUUGAUAUGUACAUAACAUUUAUGUAAAUAAUUUUUUUACUAUUGUUAUUAACUAAACCCAGUGAGAAUAGUGCGACUGUUCAACUCUGAAACAGAAGUGACCAAGUGAAAGAUUUAUCAAUACCGUUCAUUUAGCCAAAAGUUAA